Medioppia subpectinata is the source of this 3176-nucleotide messenger RNA. NCBI's taxonomy places the organism in Eukaryota, Metazoa, Arthropoda, Arachnida, Sarcoptiformes, Oppiidae. The record is from the annotation of a GenBank genome assembly.
UAUCAUACAAUAAUAUUAUUAUCUGAUGGUAGUGUUUGCACAUUUGGAUUCAAUAAUCAUGGUCAAUUAGGAACCGGUGAUAAGACAACUAAGAGUGAUCCAUUCAAAGUAAACAUCAACCACCAUGGUCCUAUUGUAUCGUAGAUGUGGAUUCACACAUGAACAGCAAUAUUUCAGCGACCGUUACGGCUAAUGGAGUGCUGUAUUUAUGGGGCGAAUGUCGGCAACCGAUCGGAGAUUUGCUAAAUCCUAUUUUUGUUAUGAAUUUUGGCUCAAUAUAUGAUGUGUUUGGUGUGUAUGGCAAAACACACGCAACGUAUCGCUCGUUACCAAUGAAUAUCGCCGACGACAACCACCCGGUGCUCAAUAGUAUGUCUGAAGCCUUCGACAAUACCAUAUCAUCUAAUUUCCGGUUUGUGAUCGACGGACAGCCCAUUCAUGUCAUCAAAGAGUAUUUGAUUAUACGCUGCAAACGUAUGGAACCAAUGAUACGUUUGUUAGACACCAAUCAAACCGAAGUUGUGAUUACAGACUAUUCUUACGAUGCAUUCAAGGCUUUCCUGCGAUAUCUGUAUACCAACGAUGUGUUUGUGGCGCCGGAUAUUGCGGUCGAGUUAUUAGGUUUGGCCGACAUUUACGCCGAGACAAACCUUAAACAAAAGUGUACUCGACUUUUAAGUAAUGGCAUUACCGUUGAAAACGUGUCGCUUAUAUACGGGUCGGCUGUUAACCACUCGGUGUUAGAACUUCAGGACAUUUAAUUGUCUGAAUUGAGGGCAAAGGGUGUCAUCAAAAUCACUUCCGGUGCUAAACACUUGUGUGCUCUCACAUCGGGCGGUGAUGUCUACACGUGGGGUGACAAUCAAUAUUACCAGUUGGGAACGAGAACUACUGAUCCCUCUCCGCAUCCGUUAAAACUUAACCACAAUUUUAAUAAUGAAAAAGUUGUUGACAUUGAAUGCGGUCAAUACCAUAGCCUAGUACUGACCGAUGCCGGACAUGUGUACGCCUGGGGUUAUAAUAAUAACAGUCAAUUAGGAAACGGCAAUAUUACUAAUCAAUCGACACCUAUUCAAGUGCUGGGAUGUCUCGCUGGAUGUCACGUGACAUCCGUUGUUUGCGGUGGUUAUCAUUCACUGGCCGUUACGGACACCGGGAGUGUGUUUGGAUGGGGUCGUAACGUAUGCGGAGAGUUAGGCUUAGGUCACAACGACAACCAAUUAUUUCCCGUACAAUUACCUUAUUUCAAUGAAAUCAAAGUGAUCAAGGUUUUGGCUGGAAAUGUUAAUACAGUAAUUUUAUCGGAUGAGGGUAAUGUUUAUACGUUCGGUAAUAACAAUCAUGGUCAAUUAGGAACCGGUAAUAGGCCUAAUAGAUAUAUCCCGGUUAAAUUGACUACAUUCAAUGACCAUGGUCCUAUUGUUGACAUCACUUCGCAAAUAGCAAAUGAUAUUUCAGUGGCCGUUACGGCUAAUGGAGUGCUAUAUGUUUGGGGCGAAUGUCGACAACCCGUGGGUGAUUUGAAUACACCGACCGUUGCGAAAACUUGCGGUUCAAUGUAUGACGUCUUUGGAUUGUUUGCUAAAACACAAGCAACUAAUCGCUCGAUACCACUGACUCUCGCCGACGACCACCCGGUGCUCAACAGUAUUGCCAAAGCCUUUGACGAUCGGAUAACCAGUAGUUUUAAGUUUGUGAUCGACGGCCACCCCAUACAUGUCCACAAAGAGUAUUUAACUAUACGGUGCGAACCACUCAGAGCUUUAUUAGAAAUCAAUAACUCAGAAAAUACGAUUACAGACUAUUCUUAUGAGGCAUUCAAAGCAUUUCUGCGAUAUCUGUAUACCAACGAUGUGUUUGUGGCGCCGGAUAUUGCGGUCGAGUUAUUAGGUUUGGCCGACACUUACGCCGAGACAGACCUCAAGCGAAAGUGUACUCAACUUAUAAGUAAUGGCAUAACCGUUGAAAAUGUGUCCCUAAUAUACGGGGCGGCCGUUAAACACAAGGAGCCUACGCUUCAGGAUAUAUGUUUCAAAUAUGCGGCAAAGGGUGUCAUCAAAGUCGUUGGCGGAGAGAGUCAUGUCUGUGCCCUCACAUCUGUUGGUGAAGUGUAUGUUUGGGGCGAUAAUAUGGAUAGUCAGUUGGGAACCGGAAAUACGACUUCAUCUCCAAUUCCGUUGAAAAUGUCAUUCAAUUUGAAUAAUGAAAAGAUUGUUGACAUUGAAUGUGGUUUACGGCACACUCUGGCGCUGACCGAUGCCGGACAUGUGUACGCCUGGGGUUAUAAUGGCCAUGGUCAAUUAGGAAAUGGCAAUUUUCGUAAUCAAUCGACACAUAUUAAAGUGAUAGGAGUUCUGGAGAAAUAUCACGUGACAUCCAUUGUUUGCGGUGGAUAUCAUUCACUGGCCGUUACGGACACCGGGAGUGUGUUUGGAUGGGGUUACGGUGGACAGGGUCAGUUGGGGAUGAGUAACACAACUUAUAAAUCUGAACCCGUUCAGAUUAAAUAUUUCAAAGACAUGAGAGUAGCCAAAACAACUUAUCGCUCGAUACCAAUGAAUACCGCCGACGAUAACCACCCGGUGCUCAACAGUAUGACCGACGCCUUCGACAAUACCAUAUCAUCUAAUUUCCGGUUUGUGAUCGACGGACAGCCCAUUCAUGUCAUCAAAGAGUAUUUGAUUAUUCGCUGCAAAAGUAUGGAACCAAUGAUAUGUUUGUUAGACACCAAUCAAACCGAAGUUGUGAUUACAGACUAUUCUUAUGAGGCAUUCAAGGCUUUCUUGCGAUAUCUGUAUACCAACGAUGUGUUUGUGGCGCCGGAUAUUGCGGUCGAGUUAUUGGGUUUGGCCAACACUUACGCCGAGACAGACCUCAAGCGAAAGUGUACUCAACUUAUAAGAAAUGGCAUAACCGUUGAAAACGUGGCUCUAAUAUACGGGGCGGCCGUUAAGUACAAGGAGCCGACACUUCAGGAUAUAUGUUUCAAAUAUGCGGCAUUGAGCGAUAUCGGGUACUACGACGACAAGGAAUGUAUAUUCAUUACGGGUAGAGUGAAAAAAAGUGGUGCUCAUAGUGGUCAACACUUUAUUAAUAUAUCUCCCGUAGAGAUCGAACAGCACUUAUUGACCCACCCGUCCAUUGCUAAAGUGGCUGUUUUGGCCCUUUAUUAUUAA